UCAGCGUGCAGGCAGUAUUGUGCAGGAGCAGCAGACUCCCACUGCAGGGAUCCCCGGGGUUAGACAGACUGCUGGUUAGAUGGCUUACAGAAAGGAGUAACUUGGUGAACGGUGCUUCAAACACUCUGUGCUCGACCUGCAAGUGUCUCAGGGCACGAAUUACGAUACAAUGGAGCAAGAAUUUGAGGACAUUGACUCGUCCGGGAAAUGGCAAAACCUUUACAAUGAGAUCCGUAAUCAAGCCAGUGAAUAUCCUUACAAAGUGGCAAAACUUCCAGUGAAUCGGAAUUUGAACCGCUACAGAGAUGUCAGCCCAUAUGAUCACAGUCGGGUAAAGCUCGAAAACGCUGAAAAUGACUACAUCAAUGCAAGUUUAGUCACAGUGGAAGAAGCUAAAAGAGCUUACAUUCUUUCUCAGGGGCCUCUGAGGAAUACCUGUGGUCAUUUCUGGCUGAUGAUUUGGGAGCAGUGUUCCAAAGCUGUUAUAAUGCUCAACAGAGUCAUAGAAAAGGGAUCUGAAAAGUGUGCACAGUACUGGCCCACCACAGAGGAGCUACAGAUGUCUUUCACAGACACAGGCUUUGUUGUCAGGCUACUUUCUGAGGAGGACCAGUCCUAUUACACAAUCCGAGUCCUAGAACUGCAAAACACAAUGACGGGGGAGUCGAGGGAGAUAUACCACUUUCACUACACCACGUGGCCUGACUUUGGUGUCCCAGAAUCCCCCGCCUCCUUCCUCAACUUCCUCUUAAAGGUUCGGGAGUCCGGCUCGUUGGGCCCGGAGCACGGGCCCUCGGUGGUGCACUGCAGCGCUGGGAUUGGACGCUCAGGGACUUUCGCCUUGGUGGACACCUGCCUGAUCCUGAUGAGCAAGAGGAGGAACCCAUCAUCAGUAGAGAUACAGAAGGUGCUACUGGACAUGAGGGAAUACCGCAUGGGCCUGAUCCAGACGCCCGACCAGCUCCGCUUCUCCUACAUGGCAGUCAUCGAGGGAGCCAAGCUCAUCCUGACAGACAACUCAGCAGCACAGCAAAACAUGCAGAGUGUGAUGUCCGGAGAUGAUUUGGAGCCAGAUCUGCCACCUCCACCUCCUCCACCCAGACCUCACCUCAAUGACAGCAGGCCUAACGGUCAGCCAGGACCCUGCCUGGAGCCACAGGUUGCCACAGGAGACCACCUACCGGCAGAAGAGCCAGACAGCCAAGACCACAACGUGGCAGAAAACUCUGGGAAUGUCAGAAAGCGACACCGUGAGGAGAGGAUUGCCAGCACCUCACACAAGGUCCAGCAGAUGAAACAGAGACUGACCGACUCGGAGAGGAAACGAGAGAAGUGGCUUUACUGGAGACCCAUUCUGCUCAACGUCGGCGCUGGGGCAGCUUUGGCCGUCGGCCUGCUGGUGUGCUGGAUGUACUCCCAGUGAAACACUCUGGGUCACUUAAAACUGACUCCUAUUUUGCACCAGUACCUGGGAUUAGGUACUUCUCUAAGUAGAUUUAGAUGGUAAUAUGUGCAUAACUGAGGGUAUUUAUUUCUUGAGGUCAGAAUGCGGGAGCGCUAGAUCAAAUGAUUGUGUGUAUAUUUUUCAUGUAAGAUCUUAACAAAAAUAGUAACAUCUCAGGAUCUUGGUGCCAGCACGAUGAUUUUAUUUCCUUUCCUUCUUGUCACUGUUGAUGAAUGUACUGUAUCAUAGCAAAUUGCUUUGAAAGAAACUUACUAAAGGUGCAGUACAAAGCAAAAAAAAAAAAAUCUGACAGGUUUGUUUUUGCAUUCUUUAUUUGUAAUGGUCAGAUGUGUGUUGAUCAUCUGUGGACACGUUUUACAUUUCAAAAUGACUUGUGUUGACUGGCCAUCGUACCACAGAUACAUAGGAAGACUCCAGAGCAUAGAGGUCAGCUGUGGAUUUUUUUUGGUUUUUCUGUAUUGAAAUUUGCAUUUCAUGCAUGUAUUUAGAGGUUUUCCAGAGCACCACUUGUUCUUCCAUUCACAUUUAGCAGGGCACCCUAAUACGGCCAGAUAUAUAUUUUUGUGUGACUGGACACUUCAUGGGGAGCUGCCUUGCUGAUGUUUCAAACUCUGCUAGAAUGUUAACCUUUUUAUUUCCUGUUAUACAAGCACGUUUUUUCAUAGUUUUUGGUUGUGUCACGGAUCAUACAAGCUAUCGGGUCCCUCACUGCUUAGUGCGUGUAUUUACCCACUGGAUGGGUUCAUGUGUGUAUUUUCAGGUUAUCCCACUGUUGUUUUUGAGGAAACCAAAGCAAAGCUGUCCGUUUUUUGGAAGUUAACAGCCAGACGAGCUGUUCAUUGAUGAAACCUUGUACUCCCAUUAUGUGGAAUGUAUUUUCUGUUUUGACAUAACUGACACCUACAUUACAAAGUGAUAGUCAUACUAGCUUCGCGUGUGACUUUUUAAUUUGAACCCAUAGUAUCACCAAAUUGGUUUUGAAUAGACUAGGACCAAUCCAAAGCUAUAAUAGUGCAAUUUAGAAGUUGGAGCAGAGCACCUUGGAAUAAAGUCCAGUCAGUGAUGGCAUACAUAUGUCUUUACCUGUUUGUUUGCUGGUUGAGAUAGCUUUUAAUGUGCCUUGAAGUGAAAUUUAAUGGAAAAGUGCUCCAAGGUUUCCUAGCAUGAUCAGGACAGAUAAAGGUUUAUGUGAGCUGUUGUUUCCCACAUAACAUGAGUAACGUGCUAGCUCUGCAAUGACUGGUUUGUAGUUACUGAGGUGUGAUACAGUAAAGUGUAUCAGAGUCGAUUGCACACAGAUGUCAGUAGCAUGUACUGACUCCUGAGAUGAUGUGUUGCUGAUUGGCUAGUUACCACUGUUGGACAUGGCUUUAACUCAGUUCUCAUUUAACCCAGAAGAGAUAAGUUUGACCAUAACAUUCCAUUCAUUCUUGUUUUCCACAUAAGAUUUUCAGGGGAGUUUUGUACACUGCUGAGUUGCAGUGAGAAUAUGAAAGAUGGUGUUUUGAAAAAAAGCAAACAAAACACAAAAUACUUCUUAAAAUAAAACAUUCAUCCUUUUUUACCAAA
Molecule: messenger RNA, 3034 nt
Organism: Dicentrarchus labrax (European seabass)
Lineage: Eukaryota; Metazoa; Chordata; Actinopteri; Moronidae
Gene: ptpn2a
Product: protein tyrosine phosphatase non-receptor type 2a
Exons: 9
Coding region: 170-1423 (417 amino acids)
Biological process (GO): protein dephosphorylation
Molecular function (GO): protein tyrosine phosphatase activity
Source: RefSeq, a predicted model, not a curated record